AUGAUGAUAAAAAAUUUUUAUAAAUUUUUCCUUUUAUAUUCCUUUUUCUUAUUCAUGUCAUGUCUCACUAAAAAAAUGUUAUUUGUUAAUUUUUUUAACAAAACUAAUAUAAACUAUAAUAAAAAGAAGGACAUAAAUGAAAUGUGUAUGAAUAGACCAACGAAUACAAACAAGGGAUUUAUUACAAACAAAGGAUAUAUUACAAACAAAGAAUAUAUAUCAAAUAAUGCACACAAAAACAUAUGUACACCAAAUUAUGGACAAACAUAUUCAAAUAUAUUAAAUGAUGAAGAGAAAGAAAAAAUAUUACAACAAUAUAUAUAUACAUUAUCCCACUUAUCUAUUAUAGAUAUAGAUAAAGAGAAAGAUAUAUCAUUAAAUAUAUCUUUAUUAUUAAAAGCAUGUUUGGCUUCUCAUAAUUACAUUAAAAAUGUAGAAAUAUAUACAAGUCAAAUAAAAAAUAAAGAUAUAUGCUCAUUUAUAUAUGAACACAGAACAGAUUUCGAGGAUUUUUUGAACACUCAUAUUUUAAAAUACAUAGACUUUUUUAAUAAAGACAAAAUAGAAGAUACACUUCAAUCAUAUAUUAAAGACAAAAUUUUAUAUGAAAAUGAAUUAAAUAUAUUCAAUAUAAUAAAAAAUAAUAAUAUAGAAUUAAGAAAAGAUAUAUUACAAGAUAUAUUAUUUGAAUGCAUAAGACUUAAUAAAAUUAUUCAAUAUUCUCUUGCAGUUAAUAAAUUAGAUUUAUUUUCUUAUCAUAUCAUUUUUAAAAUAUUUAUGUAUUUUAAAACAGACCAAUUUUAUUAUCAUCUAUUCUUAAAUAAUAUUCAAAAAAUUAAAUAUUACUAUUCUAUAAAAAAUAUAUCAGAUGAACAUAAAGAAAUUAUAUACAAAAUUGUUGACAAGUAUUUGUACAUUAUUCAUUAUAUGAAUAAUAUGUAUCAAAAUAGAGACAUGAAAAAUGUAUAA
Messenger RNA from Plasmodium adleri (nom. inval.), 969 nucleotides. Its product is annotated as liver merozoite formation protein, putative. The record is from RefSeq and is a predicted model, not a curated record. The coding region runs from base 1 to 969 and encodes 322 amino acids. The transcript has a single exon. Lineage: Eukaryota; Apicomplexa; Aconoidasida; Haemosporida; Plasmodiidae.